UGGCGAAGCCGAAGGGCAGGAGACAGCCAACUGGUGGUGCAGUUGGACGCCCGUCCAAGUCGGACAAGAGAGCCAAGACAGCAGCAGCGAGAUGUGCGUUGGCCUAGGAGAGACUCCAAGCUGAGCUCGAGCAGCAACGUGUAGCGCUCGCGGCGGACAGAGCAGAGAUGGCGCAGAGGGAGCGCUCAGAGCGAAGGAGGCUGCGUUCGCCAAGAAGGAGCAAGAAAUGGCGCGCGCCGCUGCACAGCGGCAAAAGCGUGAGCAGCAGGAGGUUGAGCGCGACUAAGCAGCAGCUGCUGGCUCGGCGGAGAAGGUUGCUCAAGGGGCUGGACUACAUGGACACAUCUGUGCACGAGGUGAAGCCGAAGAAGGACGAGGUCUGGACCCAGUUGCAGUCAAGGAUGGUCCUCAUGCUACUCUUCGACCUCCGCAAGGGAGGUUGCUGUGAGAACGAGGCGGUGUUGCAGGUUGCCCGCACUUUCAAGAUCGGCCACGACAAGGUCAGACGCAUCAACAACCACUGGUGGGAUCACCGCCAGUUGUACGAGACCACCGCCGUGGGGAGAGGCAAGACGGCAAAGAAGGAUGAUGGGCGACGCCGCCUCACCGAAGUACAAGAAGAUCAACUUCGCGAGUUCAUCAACGACGAGCACAAGGCCGGUCGUCAAGUCUUUCGCCGCACGGUGGCAGAAUGGAUGCACAGGACUUGCAACAUGGAGCAGCCGUCCAACCGUUCGGCAGGAGGGCUGCUGAGUAGGCUCGGCUACAAGCGUCGUAGAGGCAGGAUCAAAACGCCACCGUUAAACGCCGAAAGACUUGCUCGCAUUCGUCGGUUUCUUGUUGAGAUGGACAUGGCAAAGAGGGCAGAGGAUGCUGGGUUAGCAGUGAUCGUGUACAUGGAUGAGAGUUUUGUCCACCAGGCUCAUGGUUCCCCCUGUUCUUACUUUCCUUCGGACGAGGAUGGAGUUGUGCAGGAUGGGAUUGGUCGCACAACGGGGAAGGGCUUGCGCAUGAUCAUGGUGCAUGCAAUCACGAAGUGGGGGCCGUUGGCUAAGCUUUGUUAUGGGUUUCCGAUCGAAGAGGGCUGGUUCAAGGAAACGGGUAGCGGCAAGAAGGAAAUGGAAGAUGAGGAAACAGCAGAGUUUCUGUGGCAGGUUAAGUUGGCAAAGGGCGAUAACCACGCAGCAAUGACCGACUCGAUGUUCAUGGAGUGGCUUGAACACCGCCUUAACCCUGCGUACAACGCGAUCCCUGAGUUCAAAGGCAAACGGAUGAUUCUUGUUCUUGACAACGCCUCAUACCACCAUGAAUUUGACGCGGAAGUCAAAGUGCCGGAAUCCAACACCAAGAAGCACAACGUCGAUCUGUUGCGUAUGUUUGGGGCCAAGUCGAUCAGUGUUAAGCGUAAGGAGGGCGAACAGGGCGUUGUUGGAGUACAACUUCGAGGUACCGACAGAGCCUGGUUCUUCAUUCCCUGCAGGGAACAGGGAGGGCGGUGUAAGCAGAGCGGAGGUAGCAACGGCCACUCGGGAAUAUAUCCACCUCAAUCACCCUGAAAGGCUCGAGGAACGGGUGGUGACGUUCAUGAGGAAAA
Ectocarpus sp. CCAP 1310/34 is the source of this 1594-nucleotide messenger RNA. NCBI's taxonomy places the organism in Eukaryota, Phaeophyceae, Ectocarpales, Ectocarpaceae. The record is from the annotation of a GenBank genome assembly.